CAGAAGAGCGUCUCAAGACUGGGUCUCAUCAGACUGCUUAUGCUUUGGAAACAGACUUGCCCUGGACAGCCCUUGAUUAACGCACAACUGACACCAACGACCUAACCCAUAUGAACGGUGACCCUGCCAUGUCUGCCAUCGAAGAGAAGCUUGAGAAAGGCAAAGAGCAGAAGGACCGAGGCAACGGGGAAUUCAAAAAGGGAAACCUCGUCGAAGCUUUGCGGUUCUAUCACCAUGCAACGUUAUAUCUGAACGGUUUAGACAACGCCGGGGCGGCUGCUUUUGUUCCUUCGAAGCCAUUGGAGGCUGGACAGAAGAAAGAGAUCAAGGAGACUUUGAACGCGUGCUACGGCAACAUGGCUGCCUGCUACCUGAAACAGAACAACUACGAAAAGUGCAUCAAGACCUGCUCAAAGAUCAUCGACAGCGAGCCAACCGCCAAGGCCUAUUUCCGUCGUGGUUUGUCCCAUCUGGAAUUGAACGCGGUUGAGGAGGCUUUGAAGGAUCUGAAGAAGGCCGUUGAGCUGGCGCCACAAGACAAAGGCAUCCGCGAAGGUCUCGCACGUGCACAUGCGAAGGAGAAGGAGAUGGAUGAGAAGGACAAGGCAGCGUGGAGAGGGAAGCUCAAGCCGUGAAGCUGAGGAUGUUGCAUUUUGUAUCGGAGGCACCUGUCUAUGAACGCCGGCGUAUUACUGUCUCAUCUGUCGCUGUUCUAAUUAGAGCAACGUGGUGGAGUGGGGUAUUAUAUCUUGGGGAUCGGCGGACCGAAGUCGGGAAUAAGCAGAGUCUCGACGUCAUUUCGCAUCUCAACAGCAUUUCCCUGAUCCUUGCGCACUGUGAUUCUUGGAGAUGAAGACUGUAUCUUAAUUGUAAACUUGGGAAACGAAAACAAUCCUUCGCCCUCUCAAUUCGAUCAAAUUUUGGCAAUCGCCGUUCAA
Fimicolochytrium jonesii is the source of this 938-nucleotide messenger RNA. RefSeq lists its product as uncharacterized. Gene Ontology annotation, molecular function: protein binding. The transcript has 5 exons. The coding region runs from base 111 to 635 and encodes 174 amino acids. Lineage: Eukaryota; Fungi; Chytridiomycota; Chytridiomycetes; Spizellomycetales; Powellomycetaceae. The record is from RefSeq and is a predicted model, not a curated record.